Messenger RNA from Polypterus senegalus (gray bichir), 695 nucleotides. Its product is annotated as zona pellucida sperm-binding protein 4-like. Gene Ontology annotation, cellular component: egg coat. The transcript is spliced from 6 exons. The record is from RefSeq and is a predicted model, not a curated record. The coding region runs from base 309 to 677 and encodes 122 amino acids. Gene Ontology annotation, molecular function: acrosin binding; structural constituent of egg coat. Gene Ontology annotation, biological process: prevention of polyspermy; binding of sperm to zona pellucida. Lineage: Eukaryota; Metazoa; Chordata; Cladistia; Polypteriformes; Polypteridae.
AAUUGGUCAUUGCAACAGAUUCCUCCUAUGGCUCCUACUAUGUGGAUGCGGACUACCCAGUGACCAAAACUCUGAGGGAUCCUGUGGCUGUGGAAGUGCACAUCGUGAACAGGACUGACCCUAACCUUGUGCUGACUCUAGGGGACUGCUGGGUCACUCCAGGACCUUCUGCUUCCAGCCAGCCCCAGUGGAGCCUUCUGGUGAAUGGGUGCCCAUACGCAGGGGACAACUAUUUGACUAGCUUGGUGACAGUGGACAGCACAUCUGGAGUAGCCUACCCAAGUCAUUACAAGAGAUUUGUGUUUGAGAUGUUUGCUUUUGUGGAUCCUGUAGCUCGGCAAGCCUUGGCUGAAAAGAUCUUCAUCUACUGUGUUGCUGCUGCCUGCUAUCCCUCUGCCACAGACCCCUGUACUCAGAGCUGCCCUGUAAGAAGAUCUGGCAGAGCUGCAGACAAGGUGGCACAAAUUGUUUCCUCCAGGAAGAAUAUGCUCCUUCACAGUGGUCCUGUGGUCUUUGUGGCUGACGGUAUGCAAACAUCCAGACUGGAGCAGAAAGCCUCUCUUCCCACUGGAUACCUGGUACUGGGAGCUGCAGCUGCCAUGUUGAUGGUGAUCCUGGUUUUAGCUAUAGUUGCUUUGAGAAGGUUGAACAAGCAGAAAGUGAAUCUGAAAUAUUAAAUAAAGGCUCUUCAUGAA